Molecule: messenger RNA, 4289 nt
Organism: Osmerus eperlanus (European smelt)
Lineage: Eukaryota; Metazoa; Chordata; Actinopteri; Osmeriformes; Osmeridae
Gene: rnf6
Product: ring finger protein (C3H2C3 type) 6
Exons: 4
Coding region: 194-2512 (772 amino acids)
Biological process (GO): ubiquitin-dependent protein catabolic process; positive regulation of DNA-templated transcription; protein ubiquitination
Cellular component (GO): nucleoplasm; cytoplasm
Molecular function (GO): ubiquitin protein ligase activity
Source: RefSeq, a predicted model, not a curated record
CAUUUAGUUCACAGCAAUCGUAGAAAAGCAAGACAAUUGCAUAGUUUGAUAUUAACUCAAAUACAAUUAUUUAUAGCAAUUUCCCCAUGGAGUUAGGAUACGUUUACUUCACAUACUGUUGUUUGGAGAUGAACAUUUAGAAAAACAGCAGCACCAUUUUAUUCCACUGAGAGGGAUAGGAACCAAUGCGUCCAUGUUGACUGCUCUUCGGUUGGUGUUAGGUGUCGCACUGUUGGUCCCAUCUUGGCUACAUUGUAGAUCGGAGAGGAGAGCAAGCCCGUCCAUAUUACAGCUGCUGUGUCAGGUACCAAAUACCUCUAAAUGGCGUUGUCAUCUCCUCAUAUUCACAACAGAAACAUUUCCUGGGUUAUCGGUUUCCAUGGUGAUGGACCCUCCUGGUGGGCGAGAUGAGCGAAGGAGACAGGCGGAGCGUCUUCGACGGGAGGAGGCGUACUAUCACUUCAUCAACGAGCUAAGCGAAGAAGAAUACCGUCUCAUGAGGGACAGUAACCUUCUGGGCACACCUGGGGAGGUGACGGCAGAGGAGCUGCGGCAGCGCCUGGACGGAGCGAAGGAGCGCGUGUCGUCCCAGCCCCGCCCUGAGCCACGCCUGCAGAACCCUGAGGCAGGAGAGGAGAGCAGCAGUGGGGCUGCUGAGCCAGGAACGGAGACCUCAAACGGGGACUCACUGCUGGAGUGGCUGAACACGUUCCGGCGUACUGGCAACGCCACCCGCAGCGGGCAGAGCGGAAACCAGACCUGGCGCGCGGUCAGCCGCACCAACCCCAACAGCGGGGAGUUCCGCUUCAGCCUGGAGAUCAACAUCAACCACGAGCAGCCGGAGCCAGGGGAGCACAGUGAGGCUCCCGACCCCACGGAGCUGCCCCUUCCCCCCUCAUCCACGGCCUCAGCCUCCAUACGCACUGCCCCCUACACGCCCCCCCCCCGGCCAUCGCCCUACACCCCCCCAAGGAUCACACCGUACACCUCGGCACGCCCCACUUUGAGUAGGAGGGCUCAGACACGGCGCACUCGCAGCAGCACCACCCCUCCGGUCACCGCCCCACCCCCCUCUACCCCGGUGGCUCCUGUCACCCCGGCUCCAAGAAGAGGUGUGGCCUUGCACCUCCCAUCCGCCCCUCCCGUUGUGCCCCCUAGCCCUCACAAUCCGAGUAGCCUCUCUCUGGCUCAGCCCCCCAGAGCAGCUGUGGCGGAGGGGCAGGAGGAGGCGGCUGCUGCCCCAGACUGUCCCCGCGUGGCCCUCCAGGCCGGCGGCUUCCCGGGGCCGCUAGCGGGUCGAGAGCCACGCAGCAGCAGGACUCGAUCCCGCGGACGGAUCCGCAGGGCGACCGCAGGGGUCGGGGCCUCCUCCCGGUCGUCACGGCGAAGCCGGUCCCCUCUGCAGAGGAGCCCCGCCCCCGGCGUUGCCCUGCCCUCUAGUGGCGGCAGCAGCAGCAGCAGCUCCAACGCCCACACUGCCGAGCCUGGCCAUGGAACCCCCUCUGUUCCCAUAGCGACGGCGGAGGCUGCAGCAGAGCCGGCUCCUCUGACGGAGCCCAUCCCAGAGGCGGGGGAACAGGAGGGUGAGUCGCACGCGGCCGGCGGAGCGGGAACAGGCGUGCGGCGACACCCCACCAUCAUGCUGGAUCUGCAGGUGAGGCGGAUCCGUCCGGGGGAGAACCGGGACCGGGACAGCAUCGCCAGCAGGACACGCUCGCGGGCCCGAGCCGCGGAGAACACCGUCACCUUCGAGAGCGACAGCGGCGGCUUCCGGCGCACCAUCUCCCGCUCGGAGCGGGCCGGGAUCCGAACCUACGUGAGCACCAUCCGGAUCCCCCUGAGGCGCAUCAGCGAGACAGGGCUGGGGGAGCCCAGCUCCACCGCCCUCAGGUCCAUCCUGCGGCAGAUCAUGACGGGCUUCGGAGAGCUCAGCUCUCUCAUGGAGACGGAGGCCGACUCGGAGAGCGCCGCGCCCGCCCACCCCGACCCCAACGGCCCCAACGUCACAGCCACCGCGCAGGCCUACCGGAUCCACAGCAACGAGGGCAUGCUGGGCCACGUGGGCGCCGCGGGGGCGGAGCCUGCGAGGGAGGGGCUAGCGGGGACGGUGGAGGAGGAGGCUCAGGCGAGGUUAGGAGGGGGCGUGGCCAACCCCAACGAGGGCCGGCCCACCAGCAGGGACACCAACAACCUGGUGGAGAACGGAACGCUGCCCAUCCUUCGGCUGGCACACUUCUUCCUGCUCAACGACGAGGAGGACGAGGAACACCCUCGCGGCCUGACCAAAGAGCAGAUCGACAAUCUGGCCACGCGCACCUACGGCCAGGCCAGCUUGGAGGGCGAGCUGGGCCGAGCGUGCAGCGUCUGCAUCAACGAGUACGCCCAGGGCAACAAGCUGCGCCGUCUGCCCUGCGCCCACGAGUUCCACAUCCACUGCAUCGACCGCUGGCUGUCUGAAAACAACACCUGCCCCAUCUGCAGGCAGCCCAUCCUCGCCGUACACCAAGACUGACCCCUGACCCCGGGCACCACCUCGCCCCCUGCAGGCCUAACCGAGCAUGCCCGAGCGGGCCGUGCAUGUACAUAGUGCUUUCAUGUCUUCAUUUCAUCGAGAGAUAUCCGUCGUGUUCCAGCUGUAAAAGUAGAGCCACAAGCGGGGAAGAAAAAGGAAAAAAAAGACUAAAACAAUAAAUGCAGAGAAUUAACAAAGCUUUAUUUUUUUAGAUUCCUCAUUUUGUUUUCAGCACUUUUGUUUUUACGUUCUUUUCUUGCAUUACUGUUUUGGGGCGUCUGUCACAAUGCUUUGGAGCUCUAUGUUAACAGAUAGCACUAACGCUUAAAGGAGCUUCACUAGCUGUUGCUGACUAGUCUCACUGACUCUAACUAAGCCUGAUCCCUGUGGCUCCUCAUCACAAACGGACUACAGCAAUCAAUCUCUGGACUUGAUUUGAUCAAACCAUGUAAAUAUAAGUCACCGCCGCCUGUGUGAGAGGUUGAAGUUAAGGUUUGUACGUAAUGGCAGUAACAGAAGAAGAAGAAAAAAAACAUUGUUUUAAAGCUCUGACAUCUUUCUUUUAAAGUGUACUCGCAGAAGUUUACCCAAUAUUUGUUUUAUUUGACAGCAGUUGCCUCAUGUGUUUUCUAUUACACUUUUGAUUUUACUUCCAAUAAGCCAGUGGUCCAUCAGAGUGUGUUGCAUUAUUACUCUUGUGUCUUCCAUAGACACACAUUAGACAGUGACAGGGGUCAAUUCAGAAACACGGGCAACACAUCAAAACUUAAACACCCCUAGAAAGCUGAUGAUAAUCAAGUAUCUGGUAAAGGCACGAUGCAGAGAGCCCUUCUGGUAGACCCACAGUCUGCUGGGGUAUUCUGGACGGGAACGUUCACGAUAGAAAAAGAGCAGUGCAACAACACACAAAUUGGGGGGGGGGGGGGGGGAGUACAGUUUUGUUUAUCUGUUUGUUUACACCACGUAACCCUGGGAAACGGAGUGCCCCCUCAGAAUGUCUCCGACCGAGAGCCUCGCACCUCCAGUCCUGAGCCUGCACCCUGCUCUGAUGCGUGUGUGAUUGAGCCCCUGACAGACACACACCUGUACUGUGUCUUUAAGAAGGAAGACAGGAGCCCUGUCGACAUCCAGGGAAUGGAGCCGUGGUAACCAUAGAGCCCAAAUUCUCCUCUUGUUUUCUUUACAUUGAUUUCCAGAAAAUAUGAUUUUUCUGAGAACCUUUCACCUCUGAUGUUCAGUGUUAUCGCAUAAGAUAUCCUGAUUAUAACCCCACCCUGCACACACACACACACACACACACCUUGGGUUCCUCCCUGUGCAGGGUCAUUGACACCAACGGGGGCAGUAUUCACAACAGCUGGAAGUGUGUUGUCCGACCUAUAAGGUUUGGUAUUGUUUGACCCUGUGUGUGUGUGCAUAUAUGCGUUAUUAUAAACGUGUACACGUGUGUGUAUGAGUUGUAUGAUAGAUCUGAAGGAAAUUACUCAAACGAAUGUCCCAAUAUGGUUAUCAAGAAGCAUCCAUUUCCCGAAUGUCUCAUCAGAUACAGUUGGAGGAGUUUAAGGCCAACCAAUUCAGAAGUGAAUAUUUAUUCUGUUCCUAUUUAAUGAGAUAAAAACAAGUUUGAAAUAUCAAUAUGUAUUAUGUUAUGUGAUGAGAUUAAAAAAAAUCAGUUAAGAUGAAUAUGUAUUAUGUUACUAUGUAAUAAAAAUAAACACAUGGGUUUUCUUCUCUGCUACUUAACAAUGGAAUUAAAUACAGCUUUGUUAUGCCUGUA